CACCUUCCCCCCAUUUCUCAAAAGUGAGCAUGCCUUCCCUUCUGAGCUUCCUCCCAAUCACUUUUUCGUUCCUUCCUCCAAGAACAAGCAAGGAGCCUGGAAGCACCAUAAUGUCAGCGUUACCAUGACCGACCCAACCAGAAGAGUUGUUCGAACUGCCAGCAAUGCUAGCAAGCAAUUUGGCAAAACCAUCACAAGGCAAAUUUCAGGUUCAUCAAAGAGAAGCAACAGCAAGAAAAUAAUCUUUGAUGCUAUCAGAUCAACAGCACAACAGGCCAUUGAAGCUUCACCAAUCUUGUCACAGUCUCCUGAGAACUCUGUUGAGUAUUAUCAUGGAUAUCAGGUGAAGAAGGGGAAAGUCAUCCUCAAUGGAGACUUCUAUGAUUUCUCUCUUGUCAAGAGCUUGCAGCAAGAAAAUGACAACACAGAUGCAUCUUCCAUGUUUGAUUCAGGUGAAUUCACGUUGACAGCUUUCUGGAGGCAGUGCAGAUAUGUAGCAAAGCGACUCAGCCAGAAAUGCUCCACAGAAGGUGACAUACUGCAGCAAGCCACCUUGCGUCUUGUGUUGGAGGCCAAGUACCUUGCACGUCUAUGUCACCCCAACCUUGUCAAGGCCAGAGGAAUGCCAUGUGGGGAAGAGGCAGCACAUGGAUGCUCUGGUGACUUCUUUCUCAUCACUGAGCGCAUGACAGAGACUUUGGGAGCUCGCUUGGAACGAUGGAGGAAGAAUCCUACCAAGUCUUCCAUCUGUCAUGAUCAGUGUGUCCCUGGCAGUAGAGACUUCAGACACAAGUUGGGUUACGCCAAAUCAUUGAUUGAUGCCCUCAAGUAUCUUCAUGAUCAGAACCUUGUGGUUUUGAACCUCAAGCCAGAAAACAUUGGCUUCCUUCCAGAUGACACAAUCCAGAUCACUGAUCUCAGUUGUUGUCGUGAACUCAAGCCAAAGGACCAUCGGAAAAGCAGCACUGAGAGUGAAGAGUGCAGUGGCCAUCCUUUUGGGUUUGACAUUGAUAUCAAGGGAGGUGAAAGCACCCAGUCGCAGAUGGCCCGAGUCCAGUCCAACUUUUUGGUCCUAGCAGCUUCCUCGGGAGGAAUUCCACGGUAUUUGGCUCCUGAGGCCAUUGUGAAUGGCACCUACACCAAGGGUGCUGACACUUACUCUUGGAGUCUUUUAAUGUAUGAAAUGUUGACUCUCUCCAAGCCCUACAUGGGAUUCAAGCUACCACGUCAACAAUUGAUCAAGGUAUGUCAAAAUGGACAACGGCCCAAUCUUUCCCUCCAUAAGUUUCCAAUGGAGCUGGAGGGACUGCUGAAGAUGUCUUGGCGCAAGAAUCAUUCCAAGCGUCCUACCAUGGAUGAUUUGAUAGAGGUUUUCCCAUGUCUAUGGAAUCUGCAAGCCAUGUUGGUGGCAAGCCCACAAGCAUAAGGAGGCAGAGUCGAAUCUCAUUUCUGCUGCUGCCAUUGCAAAUUGAUCCGAGUAGCUUCAACACAAAAACUUAGAAUAAGAUAGAAGUCCUUACUGCUAUCAUGGUAGGACUUUGUUAAGCCUUACAUGUAGUGUUCAAUCAGCGGCCACCGAA
Messenger RNA from Seminavis robusta, 1580 nucleotides. NCBI's taxonomy places the organism in Eukaryota, Bacillariophyta, Bacillariophyceae, Naviculales, Naviculaceae. The record is from the annotation of a GenBank genome assembly.